AUGAAUGCUUCUGAAUUUCAACAGGUUAUGAGCCGUCACCUGAAGUUCAACUACUCAAUUUCGUUUCCUUCAGAGCAAUUGUUGGCUUCAAAGAACAACUUUCCAUUAUGGAAAACCAGAAUGGAUCAACUUUUCGAACCAAUUGGAAAAGAAUUUGUGGCCUAUCUUUUGCCUCUGACAAAUGUUGACACUGGAUACACUUCUGAGGACCGAUCCGCAUUCAACUCCUACAUUGAAUUUGUUCUUUCCAAAACCGUAACUGAAGACGUUCGUGUUACUCUCAGUGGUGAGUCAGUUACUGGCAGAGCCCGUUGGUUACGUCUCCUUACUCUUUAUGGUACCAUGAAUCACCGCGAUGUUGUCAAAUAUGUUAAGGUAUUAUUGACAAUGAUUCUCAAUCCUUCUUUGAAAUCUAAAGCAGUCAAGCCGGCAAUUGACUCUCUUUAUUCCUUUACGGAAUCUUAUACCUUAGAUGAAAUUAAGGGUAUUCAACUUCUAGCUACUAGCAGUGCUCCUAAUCUCAUACAAAAUUACUUCCACCUGGGCAGCGAAUCUUUGACGUAUGAUGAUGUUUUCCAAUUUCUUGCCGAAUAUGAAGAAAAUACUACCGAAGCCUCUACUGCUCCAUCGGUGCUUGCUGCUACCUUUUCCACCGACUCCAGACGUCCUUCUGUUGAUGCCAAUGAUCCACUUUGGAACACUAAGUGUUACAACUGUGGUGGUCGUGGUCACAGACGUGAUGUGUGUUGCUCGCCUAUUCGUGUUGGUAAGUAUACUGGAUGGCUGACUAAUACGUCCAAGAAGCGCUCCUUUAAUGACAAUGAGCGCAAGAAGCAAUACAAGUCAGGUGCUACUGCCAAUGUUGCUGUUAACGAAAGUGCGUUUGUACUUACUACAACCACCGGAUCCACGACAUCUCAUUCACUGGAGUUCAUCUUUGACUCUGGUGCUUCGAUUCACAUUUGUCAUGAUCGGUCCUUGUUUUGGACUUUUCAACCGGAGUCCGGUAGUUUUGUUUCUUGUGCUGGCGGAGUUCGUCUUCCUGUCUUAGGUAGAGGGUCUAUCAAGUUUAGGUCUGCUGAUGAGACUAUAGUCCUUCAGGAAGUAUGCUAUGUUCCCGAAUGCACUAAGAAUCUUAUCUCCGUGCAUGCUGCUGUUCGUGUCUCUGGUUCGCCCCUUACCACCAAAGUAGACGGAAUCUAUCAUCCACGGAUUGGUCGUUUUGGUGUAUAUAGGGACGAUCUUGGACUUUCCGUCCUCGAUAUGAAACCUAUACCACCUUUAGUCUCCGUCUUAUCUGUUCUUCAUAACCGUCUUGGUCAUCCGCAUCAGGCUAUUGAACAGCAAGUUCUUCGUGACAAUUACUCGCUUGCUGAUAUUGAGAAAAUUGGUGAUGUAACGAAGAGUUGUGCCAGCUGUCUGGAAUAUAAGAAGACACGCAGUAUCCCGAAGGUCUCCCAUAAAUCGGAUACAACAACUCCUUUACAAAUCCUUCACUCGGAUGUUUCCGGCCCUCAUAAUACGCCAGGAAUCUCUUCUGAAAGCUAUUUCUGUGUGCUUGUGGAUGAUUAUAGCAAGUUUAACUCCAAUCAAGUUUCGUUUGAUGAAUCGAUCUACCCAUUUGAAAACUCACCUGAUCAUGCGCCAACUACGUCUGCUUCGACUAUUCCUAUGGGCGUGUCCGGUGUCCCUCGUUUUUCAUCCGACGUUGCCACCACUUCACGAGCUGAACACAUCUCGAGUGAUGAACAUGAAACUUCCUCGAGCGAUCACUCACGCGCACAAUCACCUGAUAUGCACAGGGAAGAUUCUCCUGCUACCCCUGUAUCUAUUUCGCACAAUUUGCAACCAUUACAUUCGUCCCCUGCUGCGUCUCUUCUGUCCUAUGAUUCCACGGACUCUGAACUUGCACGCAUGCCAUCUAAUCUCCUCGCAUCCGAUUCUACGGGGGAGGACUGGAAACAAGAGAAAGAAAGUGCCAUCAACGAAGAUGACAAAGAAAGUGAGAUAUGA
Messenger RNA from Scheffersomyces stipitis CBS 6054, 2013 nucleotides. RefSeq names its product RNA-directed DNA polymerase (gene POL5.4). NCBI's taxonomy places the organism in Eukaryota, Fungi, Ascomycota, Pichiomycetes, Serinales, Debaryomycetaceae. Gene Ontology annotation, molecular function: zinc ion binding; nucleic acid binding. The coding region runs from base 1 to 2013 and encodes 670 amino acids. The transcript is spliced from 3 exons. The record is from RefSeq and is a predicted model, not a curated record.